UGGUCACUCGGAAAAUUGACAAAAUGAAUUUUUUUUAAUAAAUCACUCUUCAAAAUUAGAAAUGUUUUCCAAAUUGCUUCCUUCUGUGUUAUUGUAUGCUGGUCGCCGAACAUUUUCAAUUUGUUCAAAAAUCUACACUAUUCCCAAUAGUAAUGGACUGAUCAAUAGGCCACCGUUAAAACUUCCAAAUGAUUAUUCACAGAAGAGAUGCUUUGGAACCCAUAUUGUUAUUCGUCAUAACAGAGACAGCUUCUACAUUGACAUUGCCGAAAAUCGAGCCGAGUUACUAUUUUCCGUGGAUGCAGGUGUGAUGACAAUUAAAAGUACCAAAGUUCCGAAGGCGUUGGGAGGACACGGCAUAGGAAAAAUAUUGGCAAAGGCUGCACUAGAAUAUGCACUACUGAAUGGAUACUUCAUUAUUAUCAAGUGUCAAUUUGUUCAGCACUAUAUUGACAAAUAUGAACCACAAUACGCCGAGUACAUACUCAAAAAAAACAUCUGAUAAUUCGAUUUGAUUUAAAUUAUCAAAUACUCUACAUAUACUAAUUCAUUAAAUAUUAUCAAAUAUAGAAAUUUAUUGUUGCCUUGCUUAGGUUAUUUAUAUUCUUUAUAUAUUCCAUGAACUGUGAAAAGGUAAAACGUAUUUACGUAAAUAUUUGUUAAUUCAUACAGAGAUAAAUAUAAAUCUAUUUAAUCUGCCAAACAUCUAUGUAUAUAUAUAUUUAUAUAUGUACAUAAACAGCCGAUCAAGAGUGGAAAGCUUAUUCUUAAAUAUCUCGAGAAAUAUGCAUGUAACGGAAAUUAAAAUGUAAUAUCUUAAAUGAAAUUAUACAUUUCGAGCAUAUAAUUGAAACAUUAAA
Messenger RNA from Drosophila eugracilis, 860 nucleotides. Its product is annotated as protein NATD1. The coding region runs from base 62 to 502 and encodes 146 amino acids. The record is from RefSeq and is a predicted model, not a curated record. NCBI's taxonomy places the organism in Eukaryota, Metazoa, Arthropoda, Insecta, Diptera, Drosophilidae. The transcript has a single exon.